Messenger RNA from Cucumis sativus (cucumber), 1119 nucleotides. Its product is annotated as ADP-ribosylation factor-like protein 2. Gene Ontology annotation, cellular component: cytoplasm; microtubule cytoskeleton. Gene Ontology annotation, biological process: protein folding. The transcript is spliced from 6 exons. Gene Ontology annotation, molecular function: GTP binding; GTPase activity. Bases 410 to 967 code for a protein of 185 amino acids. NCBI's taxonomy places the organism in Eukaryota, Viridiplantae, Streptophyta, Magnoliopsida, Cucurbitales, Cucurbitaceae. The record is from RefSeq and is a predicted model, not a curated record.
UCAGAUACAACAACGUGAGGAGAGCACGUAAUCGUGCAGCGGCUGCAUAAAUCAGCCGGUGAGCACUAUAAGUGAAAACGUUUUCGUCUUUUAACUUUUAAGCCUUCACAUAACGAAGAAACUUUGUACUUCCUCAAAUUUGCAAAAAAGUCGCCAAAAAAAAAAAAAAAAUACAAAUUUUUACAAAGAGGUAAAAUUCCCAAUUUCCGACGAGAAGCUUCCGCCCAAUUUCUCACUGGACUCGCGCUCAAAUCUCUCUCUGUAGUCGUCAUUUGGUUGGCUUCUCUCUCGAUCGAUCCUCCUUACUUCUCAACUUUACCUCACUCUCCCGCGUCAAGAAAGACGAGGAAAUUGCUACUGAAUUCGGUGAACUGCUUAGAAGAUUUGCAGUGCGGAGUUGGCGUAGAUAAUGGGGUUGCUUAGUAUCAUUCGAAAAAUCAAAAGGAAAGAGAAGGAAAUGCGUAUACUUAUGGUAGGCCUUGACAACUCUGGGAAAACUACCAUCGUUUUAAAAAUCAAUGGGGAAGAUACCAGCGUUAUCAGCCCUACGCUUGGAUUUAAUAUCAAGACUAUCAUCUAUCACAAGUACACACUUAACAUAUGGGAUGUUGGGGGCCAAAAGACUAUAAGAUCAUAUUGGAGGAACUAUUUUGAGCAGACGGAUGGACUAGUAUGGGUGGUUGACAGUUCUGAUCUUAGAAGAUUGGAUGAUUGCAAGUCGGAACUUGAUAAUCUUUUGAAAGAAGAGAGACUUUCUGGAGCAUCAUUGCUUAUUCUCGCCAAUAAGCAGGACAUAAAAGGAGCCCUUUCUCCAGAGGAAAUUGCUAAGGUAUUGAAUUUGGAAGCCAUGGACAAAACACGGCAUUGGAAAAUUGUUGGUUGUAGUGCAUACACCGGCGAGGGGCUGUUGGAAGGCUUUGAUUGGUUGGUCCAAGACGUUGCUUCCCGAAUUUAUGUGUUAGAUUAAUAUCUUUUCAAUUUUGUAUCUUGCCAUAUGAAAACUGAUCCAAGAUUUUGUCGAAUAUAUGUGGGUUUGUUCAUUUAUGUUGAAUGCUCAUUUUUUUUAAGGGUGUUUUUAAUCGUUAAAAAUAUAUAUGCACUCAUUUCACAUUGUUCCAA